AUGUCAACUUACUCUUCGAUUCAAAUCGAAGGAGAAGGAAGGCCCUCUUCUGCAGGCAAUACCAUAUUCGAAAAUAAUGUUCCAAUAGAUCGGUCACCAUUAUUAAGCGGAGAUAUAGUGAUCGAGGAUGAAAACGAUUACGAGGGUGAAGGACCCGGCGGAGCACAACAUGGAUUCGCUAGUUAUUACUCUUGUGCGAUCAAUCUUGCCAAUACCAUUCUUGGAACAGGGAUGUUAGCCAUGCCAGCAGCCAUAGCAUCAGUCGGACUUUUAAUUGGUAGUAUAAUGAUAAUUUUUGCGGCAACCACUUCUGGACUUGGAUUAUAUUUCUUGUCCCGUAGCGCUUCAUAUACAAAGAAUCGUAAUGCAUCAUUUUUUGCUGUAUCACAAUUAACUUAUCCAUCGGCAUCCUCAUUAUUUGAUGCCUCUAUUGCCAUAAAGUGUUUUGGAGUUGCCGUUUCAUAUUUAAUCAUUAUCGGUGAUUUGAUGCCGCAGGUGAUAAACGGUUUCGGAGAUAGUUUCGUAGAUGAGUAUUCAAUAUUUAUGGAUCGACGAUUUUGGAUAACUGUCUUUAUGUUCGUCGUCGUACCUUUGGCAUUCUUAAAGAGACUUGAUUCUCUAAGGCAUACUAGUUUCAUCGCAUUAAUUGCUGUAGUUUAUUUGGUAUUUAUCGUUAUUUAUCAUUAUUUCGGGCCUGAUUAUAAAGCCCCUCCAAAAGAAAAGAUACAUCUUGUGAAAUUUUCAACAAAAUUUUUUACAAAUUUACCAAUUUUUGUUUUUGCCUUCACGUGUCAUCAAAAUAUCUUUUCGAUCUAUAAUGAACUUGCAGACAAUAGUCAAAAAAAUAUUAACAGUGUUAUCGUUGGUGCGAUCGGAACGUCGGCUACAAUAUAUCAGGUCAUUGGAAUAUUGGGAUAUUUGAGUUUUGGUGAUGACGUCUUGCCAAACGUCAUUUUGAUGUCGCACCCGGCACGCGCUUGCCUGGAAAAAUUACUUUUUUAUAGAUCAAAUUCCACGAAUGGUUAUAAGAAACUUUCUUCAUCAGAGAUGUCAAAUGUAAAUUAUUUCGGGCUAACAUCCGGUAUCCUGAUAUUUAGUUAUAUCAUCGCUAUAUCGGUAUCAAAAUUAGAUUUGGUACUUGCAUUCGUCGGAUCAACAGGAUCCACGGCAAUUUCUUUUAUAUUACCGGGAUUAUAUUAUUAUAAAAUUCAUGAAAAUGAUCCAUGGGAUAAAAGGAAAAUAUUGGCGGCAUGUUUAAUAAUUUAUGGUUUAUGCGUCAUGACCAUUUGUUUGACGUUAAAUAUCGUAAAAGUUUCAUCCUGA
Funneliformis caledonium is the source of this 1323-nucleotide messenger RNA. The record is from the annotation of a GenBank genome assembly. NCBI's taxonomy places the organism in Eukaryota, Fungi, Glomeromycota, Glomeromycetes, Glomerales, Glomeraceae.